GCGAAAUCAAUCAGUUAACGCGAAGAAAGAAGGACUACAACAGCCAAUCAGAGUGAUAAAAAACCUAUUGUUACAAAUCGCUGUGUCGUAAAAUGCAAAACGAAACGAUGAAAGGCAAUGAACAAGAAUUUAAUUCAGAUGAUUUGGACGAAAUUUUGGAAAUACGAAUGAAUAAAAUCCGAGCACGUCGUUCUCAAAACCUGGAAGACGACGAUGAUGCUGACGUUACAGGAACACCAGUUCUAACGCAGCGACUCCAAAGAGAAGCGACGACAAGGGCGAAACGGGCUCAGAAAAUGCAAGAAGCCUACCAUCGUUCCAUGGGCUUAGCCAGCUACACGCCUCAAACAACUUCGUACUCGAGAGUCAUCAAGGACAAUGGUCUUAACCACUGGACUCUAAAAAGGAAAUAAAUAUAUUUAAUUGAAAAUAUAUAUAUAUAUAUUGCAGGGAAAUGAAUAUGACAGAGAGAAUCAACAUAUUUUUUACUCGAAGUCCGCCCGAUCCAAAAUUGGAACCAAUAUUUAUUUUGUUUUUAAUAAAAUGUUAGAAUUAUUUAAAUUUAGCCAAGGUUUUGGGUUAAGGUCGAGUUCUUUAUGUGGCUAUUUAAAAAGUUAUGAUCUCAAUACAACUGUUAUGAGCCAUUAAGCAUUAUAAACAACUUCAUUGGUUUGUAAUGCAAGGAUCGGCAGUGCAAUGAAACUCUUUUGACAUCGAGAAAAAUAAAUGAAAGUCAGAAAUAUGUAAUACGAUAAUUAGACAUAUGACGUAAAAUAGACUCGGGAAUGUUAUUAUAUGACUAAUAUCAUUGACAUAUUACUGUACUAUAUCUAUCUUAUUAUGUGAAAGUUUUCAAAGUUUUUUGCCUCGUAAGAAAAGUUACGUAAGUUGUAAAAAUUUGUCGUUGUAAAAUAGCAAGCAAAAUCAAUAAAUUAUUAAUAUUGUAAA
Molecule: messenger RNA, 948 nt
Organism: Xenia sp. Carnegie-2017
Lineage: Eukaryota; Metazoa; Cnidaria; Anthozoa; Malacalcyonacea; Xeniidae
Exons: 2
Coding region: 93-413 (106 amino acids)
Source: RefSeq, a predicted model, not a curated record